CUAGCCUGGAUUCCUGCCUCUUUCAAAGUUAUAAGUAGGAGCAAUGGCUACAUAUCCGGCACCGUGAAAUCUGAGGAAGAAUUGGGGUCCUUGCUAGAAAACCACAAAAGAGCCACGUACACUUCAUUCAAUACAUGGUAGGUCUGAAUGUGUCAAUUUAGUCCAUGCAAUUACAUUUUGUUGAUUAGAUAUUUUAGUGGUUUUGCAUAUAUUAUUCUCUGAUUUUUUUAUAUAUAUAUAUAUAUAUAUAUGCUUUUUACCUCUGUAUUGAUUUACCUUCUGGUGAUCCUCUAGGUCUGAACACAAAAAGGAUCAAAUUAAAAGAAGGCUACUUUGGCAAGUGGAGGAUUAUGCAGAUGAUGUUCCCGUUUGUGUUGAAAAAAGAGCUAUCCUUGCCUGCCAGCAUGGCAAAGCAUCGAAAAGACAUUCUACAGCUGAGGUACAUUGUCUAGUGUCAUUAUAAGGAAUUCAUAUAUACCCAUAGAAUUUGAAUUGUCUAAAGGCAUAAUGGGUUAAGUAAACCUAUCAUAACCCCAAAUCAAAGGUUGUAGUACUCCAUUGUUAGUUGUGCCUUCUUCAUUACUUCUUCACUCAUUGACUCAUUGAUUGGUAACUUCUUCAUUCAUUGACAAAUGUGUCUAUAGGAACAGCCUUCAGAACAUGUAUAUAGCAAGAAAAGGUUAUAUGUGCAGAGGGGCAAAAAAGUGGACUGUCCAGCAAAGCUUUUCAUUCGGCAUGUAACUAGGUGAGUUAAUUAGCACAGUAAAAAGUAAUGGAUGUUUCAACAAUGCCUCUAAUUUCUCUAAGCUUUGAUUAAAUAUGUACUAAACUGUUUUCUUUAAGGUAUGACACAUUUAGUGUCAAGGGGGAUGCUUCGAGAGCAAAGAAACAAGAAGCAAUGAAAAGACUGAAGGAGGCAUUGACUCAGACAAGCCCAGCUACAUCAUCAUCAUUCAUUCAUGUCAAGCUCCCAAUCGCUGAAGCACACCAAAACCACAUUAUCAAUGAAGCAAGUUGCUUUAAAAGGAAGAUACAUCCACAAGAAAACAUGGGGCAGGACAGAGACACCAGACAGCAGGAAGAAAACAUGGGGCUGGACGGAGACACCAGACAGCAGGAAGAAAACAUGGGGCUGGACGGAGACACCAGACAGCAGGAAGAAAACAUGGGUCAGGACGGAGUCAGGGAAAACCACAUCACAGCUGAACAGUGUGCGUUAAGAGAUGAAUUAAACAAAAUAAUGGAUGCUACUUAUCUAUGUCAAGACAUCGAGACCUUACAAAAGACAAAGGAAGCUGUGGCAGACAUUCGAAAGUCCUUCAUUGGCUCCUGUCCAAAAGGGAAU
Messenger RNA from Coregonus sp. 'balchen', 1345 nucleotides. The record is from the annotation of a GenBank genome assembly. Lineage: Eukaryota; Metazoa; Chordata; Actinopteri; Salmoniformes; Salmonidae.